AUGUUCGAGAAUAUACUAUCUCACGCGGAAGUAGAACGGCUCAAUGAGGUCGAAGAGGGAGGGACCGGCUUGUUAGAAUGGCUGUUGGAGGACUUGGUAUCAUCACGAGAUAAGAAGCUAUCCUGCCUAUUGGAUUAUGGAUGCGACCCAAAUGCCGGCGUUGGAGUCCGUGGCACCCCUAUUGUUCUGAACUACAUCUCGGGCAACCAGAUCGAUGGUGCCAGGACGCUUCUCAGACACGGUGCAGACCCUUCAGCUACCGAUACAUCCGGUAGAGACUCGGCACUUACAGCGGUAUCAGUUGGGUCCCUCCGUCUUGUCGUAUGCCUGAAGAACUUUUAUUAUGCGGAUAUCUAUUGGGCUAGAACGUGUACUUCCCAAUUCGAGGUAAAGUCUGUUGCCGGGUCUAAGCGUACCGUCAUCUCAAACACUUUCAACGCCCUACACAUUGCCUCGAUCGGCGGCCACGAGGCUAUUGUGGACUUUUACAUCAAGGAACUCAGACUCUCAACCAAUGUAGCCACGCUGCAUGAGCGAUGGACGCCCCUCCACUGUGCCGCCCUCGGCGGCUCGACAUCCUGCAUGCGAGUACUCAUCGAACAUGGUGCGGACCCUACGAGAGAAGAUUACCAAGGCCGGACACCGCUCAUGAUCGCCGUUGAGGCCGGCGAUACCGAGGCCGUGCGCUUGUUGCUGAAGCCUUGCUCGGCGAAGAUGGCGAUCGAGAAACCUUUCUUGCGUGCUCUUGAAAUUGGUUACGGGGUGUUGCUUGUGCUAUUCGCCCCUUACUUGACGACGCUUCUUCCUCGACUCACACAAACACCAGACGAAGAUCAGGCGUCCCGGGGCCACCUAGCUGGGGCCAUUCUUGAAGCACUGAUCACAGAGGGAGACAAGACAGCAUGGAAGACCUGCGAAAGAGUCUUGGAGUAUCUGGAUCCUGCAGCCUUGAAUGACAUUAGGCUGUCCUGCGGAGAAUGCUCCCCUGUCGUGUUCGCACUCAGGAAUGGGGCUGCAAAUGCCGCCUUGCUGGCUAUUCUGGCGCACCUGAAGAUGUACUCCUCCAGAUACCAAGACAUGGUGCCGGAAGGCCAGUUUCGAAUCACUGACCGAACGAACCCAGACCGCGCCUGGGCGCACAAUCAGCAGAAGGUUCUCUCCCACUUUUUCAACCAACGUAUUUCCUCCGAUGCGUUUUCGCCGGAAUUCGAAAAGGGCGAUUCCCCGCUGCUCCUGGCAAUUAGGGUGAAAUCAUCGACAUCCAUGCAAAUCAUCCAGAUACUGGUGACGCACGGCACCGAUCUGUCCGAUGGCAACGCUACAACCCCACUCCACGAAGCGGCCGGCAACAACUUUGUCGAGGCUGUCGAAUAUCUUCUACAGGUUGGGGCCAACUGCAGCCUUCGGGACGUAGAUGGCUUUACUCCUUUGAUGGUCGCCGUUGCUGAAGGAAAUCUUGACACAGCGAAGGUACUCGUCAGUCACGGUGCCAGCAUACACGUGCGGGAUGCACAUGGCACGGGGCUACUGGGUAUUGGUGCAAAGUCCAAGAAUCCGGCCGUCUUGCAAUGGCUGCUCGUUGUUGGGCUAGAUCCGUAUGAACCGGAUCAGCAGAAUCUCACGCCGCUCCACUGCGCACUAUGCAAUGUUCAUCUUUCCAGCUUUGUUUUGAACUACGGCUUUGACCUUUCAAAUAUCGUACGCGGCGGCGGCAAGGACUUCCUGGCUGAGUUAUUCACCCAGACAAGGGCGUCAGAGAGCCUUGCCAAGCUACUGAAGCGGCUUCCAACAGAGGAGAGGUUAGCUUUGGUCAAUCUUUCUCUGGAAGACCCUUUUACGCCUCUCUGCCGCGCGAUUGUGGAAGACAACCUGUAUCGUGCCCGCGUGCUCCUGGAAUAUGGCGCAAGACUUGACGAAGAAGGAGCGUCUGAGGGAUCUGCGUUGAUGUUGGCGUGCUCAUACGGACGGAUGGAAUUUGUUAAGAUGUUCGUCCAUCUCGGCGCCAGCAUUUCACACGUGGCUCACGCUGCCGACGGGCAACGUGUGUUCAGAAACGCCUUGGCCUUAGCAGAGCCAUUCCCUGGGAUAGUGAGAUGGCUUCUUGUGGAGAGACAUACAUCGCAGCGCAGACUCAGGGGCGUUGACGCCGAGGCGAUGGAUAUCGACCAGGCAGUGAAGCCUUGGGCUGGCGUUUGCAUUGCGGAAUACGACGUUUCGGAGACGGGGAUGAUUGUUGCUCGCGCGGCGAGGGAGUCGAGCUUGGAUUAUGUCAAAAGGCUUGAGGGCGUACGAAGGGGACUGAGAGGUACGGUCUUGAGGGAUGUCCAGCUGGAACACUAG
Colletotrichum chrysophilum is the source of this 2340-nucleotide messenger RNA. RefSeq lists its product as uncharacterized. The transcript has 2 exons. Gene Ontology annotation, molecular function: protein binding. Lineage: Eukaryota; Fungi; Ascomycota; Sordariomycetes; Glomerellales; Glomerellaceae. The coding region runs from base 1 to 2340 and encodes 779 amino acids. The record is from RefSeq and is a predicted model, not a curated record.